CUGCCCAACGCCUACCCAGUGCCUCGCAAGGUCCCUCACCUCCUCCUCGAAAUGACAGAGAAGGAGCUCACCAAAGGUGCCAAGCGGAUCUUAGAUGAAGCUGAGGAGAACACCUGUGGAUUCGCAUCUUUCUUCAUUCUCGACCAAGACGGCUAUGGCAAGAAGACGAAGGGCUCCUCUGUGGAGGUGCCUUGGCAUCUGAUGAGCACCGACGGUGACGAACUGCUGUUCGAGGCCGAGCUGCCGGCCAACCCUCUGUUCUUCCUUCAG
This is a messenger RNA of Symbiodinium natans, 270 nucleotides long. NCBI's taxonomy places the organism in Eukaryota, Dinophyceae, Suessiales, Symbiodiniaceae. The record is from the annotation of a GenBank genome assembly.